Messenger RNA from Dictyostelium purpureum, 963 nucleotides. RefSeq lists its product as uncharacterized. The transcript has 3 exons. Bases 1 to 963 code for a protein of 320 amino acids. Lineage: Eukaryota; Evosea; Eumycetozoa; Dictyosteliales; Dictyosteliaceae. The record is from RefSeq and is a predicted model, not a curated record. Gene Ontology annotation, cellular component: mitochondrion.
AUGGUAAAAAAAAGAAUUAUCAAAGCAAUACCAUUAAAUUUUGUACAAUCUUCAUUUGGAGUAUCAUCACAUUCAUUAAAAUACAGUAAUACAUUUAGAAAUACAAAUAUUCACUUACCAAAUGUGAAUCAACAAAAUGAAAUAAAUAAUAAAAAAAGAGUAUCAAUUAUAUAUAUGCACGGAUUAUUUGGAUCAUCAGAUAAUUUUAGAUUAACUAAUAAAUUAUUAGUAGAAAAGUUUCAUAUAAAUGUAGAUUUAUUUUCCUUGGAUAUUAGAAACCAUGGCUCAUCACCACACAGCAAAGAAAUUAGUUUAAAACAUAUUGAAAAGGAUUUACAGUAUUUUAUAGAAAGAAUAGUAUUAAAUAAUAAAAAAGAAAAAGAACCCAAUUCAAAAAUCAUAUUGGUAGGUCACAGUCUUGGUGGCAAAUCAAAUAUGUUGUAUGCAUUAAACAACCCAAGUUUAGUUGAUGGCCUAGUUUGUAUUGAUGUGUCACCAUCAUGCUAUGUUGGAGUACACAACCACGACUCAAAAUUUGAAGCCAUGAUCGGAGCAUCCACAUUAUUUGAUAAUCCCAAAACUACAAAAAAUGAUAUCGAUAAAAAAAUGCAAGAAUUCAAUUUAAACAAAGGUGAAAGAUUAUAUUUAAUGAACAACUUAAUAGAGAAUGACAAAAAGAAAUUCCAAUGGAGAGUUAAUGUAGAUACCCUUCGUGAAAAUCAAGAUAAACUUUUGUCAUUCCCAAAAAUAUCAACUAAAAAACAAUUCGAUAAAAAAGUAUUAUUUAUUGGUGGGGGUGACAGUCAUUAUUUAAAAAAACCAUUCAGAGAUUCAAUUCACACAUUUUUCCCAAACCACGAAAUCAAUCUAAUACCCCAAACAUCUCAUUUUUGUUUUGCUGAAAAGACCAAACCAUUCAACGAAAUUUUAUAUUUAUAUUUAAAAAAUAUAAUAAAUAAAUAA